This is a messenger RNA of Nelumbo nucifera (sacred lotus), 2527 nucleotides long. RefSeq names its product Pentatricopeptide repeat (PPR) superfamily protein. The record is from RefSeq and is a predicted model, not a curated record. Gene Ontology annotation, molecular function: protein binding; mRNA binding. Lineage: Eukaryota; Viridiplantae; Streptophyta; Magnoliopsida; Proteales; Nelumbonaceae.
GCUGGUGUGGAAAUUUCUGCGCCAGCACUUUCUCCAUAGUGAUCAAAGAAUGAAAGAAAAACAGGGAGCUCAGUGUAUGUAACUUGCUCUCUCUCUCUCCGUCGUUCGUGUAUGUGUUCAUCAUCCUUUAAUUUCGAAUGUGGAUCUCCACAAUUUCAUCUUCAUCUCUUAUUGAUUUUUUUUCCUCAGUUCCCAAUAACUUACCGAAAAAUUCAGGAUUUUUUUGACCUCUCUGUCCUUGUAUAUUUUCAUACCAAAAAACUCGAAACCCUAUCUGAAAACACAUCAUGAUUGCUUUCUUGUCAGUUCAUAAUCCAGGAAGCAGUAGAAAUUAAUUGAUUCAUUUUUGCACUUCAGAACGCACUUAAUAAUCCCUAGCUAUGGUAGCUCUUCUGCAUUCUGUGACUCCUCUCCCAACGCCAGCUUCAGACGCUACAAGAAAACCAUGUUGCUUCUUCUCUCAACUCCCAAAUCUCCAUAGUCUUUCACUUAACAACGGUUUCUCUAGGGUUUUAGCCGCUACCCAUGUCACAAUUCCUUCAAAGGAAACUGUUUUCACUCUACCCAGUUGGAGGAAUGUGAAAAAUGAUCCGAAAACCAGGGAACUUAAACUCAAUGACGCUUUUCUGUACUUGGAAUACAUGGUGGAGAAGGGCCAUAGGCCUGAUCUAGCUCAAUCCACCCAACUCUUAUAUGAUCUCUGCAAGUCCAAUAAGAUUAGGAAAGCCAUUAGAGUUAUGGGCAUUCUGGUUAGUUCAGGUAACACGCCAGAUGUAGGUUCUUAUAUUUUCUUGGUGAAUCAGUUGUGCAAGAGGGGAAAUGUUGGAUAUGCAAUGCAGUUAGUUGAAAAGAUGGAGGAAUAUGGUUUCCCACCCAACACCAUCACAUAUAACUCACUUGUUAGAGGCCUUUGCAUGCAUGGGAACUUGCAAAAAAGCUUUCAACUUCUGGAUAGAUUGAUGCAGAAAGGGCUGGUCCCAAAUGUAUUCACCUACUCAUUCUUGCUUGAAGCCGCUUACAAGGAGAGAGGCGUAGAUGAGGCAAUGAGGCUCUUGGAUGAGAUAAUUGCUAAGGGUGGAAGGCCUAAUUUAGUUAGCUAUAAUGUUUUGUUAACCGGGUUAUGCAAGGAAGAUAGAAUUGGGGAAGCUAUUAAAUUCUUCAGGGAUUUACCUAUGAAGGGAUUUAAUCCGAAUGUAGUGAGUUAUAACAUCUUGUUGAAGAGUUUGUGUUAUGAAGGACGGUGGGAGGAGGCAAAUGAGCUCCUGGCCGAGAUGGAUGGUGAGGAUCGAACCCCAUCUUUAAUAACUUAUAAUAUCUUGAUUGGUUCACUUGCACUCCAUGGCCGAACUGAUGAUGCUUAUGAAGUUUUGGUGGAGAUGCUGAGGAACAGGUAUAAACCCAAUGCUGCAAGCUACAACCCAUUAAUUGCUCAGUACUGUAAAGAGGGAAAAGUUGAUCUUGUAGUGAAGUGUUUAGACCAAAUGAUGUAUAGGCACUGUAGUCCUAAUGAGGGGACAUAUAAUGCCCUUGCAGUGCUAUGCAAAGAGGGUAAAGUGCAGGAAUCCUUCUCCAUACUCCAAAGCUUGGGUAAUAAACAAAACUCCUCCAUGCAUGACUUCUACAGGAAUGUUGUAUCAAGCUUGUGUAGGAAAGGAAACACUUUAGCUGCAUUUCACCUUUUAUAUGAGAUGACUAAGAGUGGUUUUACUCCUGAUUCCUACACCAAUUCAUCCUUGAUAAGAGGUCUGUGUUUGGAAGGGAUGCUAGCUGAGGCAAUGGAGAUAUUUACAGUAAUGGAAGAGAAUGAUUGUAGGCCUGAUAUUGACAAUUAUAAUGCCCUUAUACUUGGGUUAUGCAAGGCUCAAAGGACAGAUCUAUCACUGGAAGUGUUUGAGAUGAUGAUUGAGAAGGGCUAUAUGCCAAAUGAGACUUCCUAUACUAUUUUAGUGGAAGGCAUUGCCCACGAAGAAGAAAUCGAGCUGGCAGCAGAGGUACUGAGAGAGUUGUACCAGAAACAUGUCCUGAGUUGGAAUACUGUAGAAAGACUUGUGAUGCAGUAUGACCUAUAAGCAAAGAAGUCUGAGUACAGAAAAGAAGAUAAACCUGAUGUAGAGUUGAUCCCACACAAAAUGAUUGGGUAAAUAAAUUCUGGCUCUUUCGAUCGAGAUGGGACUCCAACAAAGGAUUCUAGAUAGUGAUGGAGGAUUAUUACAGAAUGAUGUAAUGUCAUGAUCUUGAUUCUGGUCUUAACUUUUAAAAUAGUUUGAGACAUAAAAGUAUAAAGAUCAUUCUGCAGGUGAAAUUUGAUCUCUUGCUGCAUGUACGCUACUUGGAUUUAUGAAUUGAUGAUCUGAGUAUGAGAUUAAAUAUGUAUAAUCUCCCUACCCAAUGCAACCUAUCUAUAUGUAUUAUCUUAAAUUGCCCAAACCAAGUUAUUGUUUUUUCAUAGUUUGUAUGAUUGAUUAGGUUCACCUUGAAAUCAUUUUGUUUAGACAUGAAAAAGAAGAUUUCAUUCAGUUUUUGCCAA